UGCUCUGGGUCGUGUGCUCUAACCUCUCUCUCUGAUCUGGGCCUCACUAAUGUCUCUGUCUCUGAUCUUUUUCUCUCAAACCUGUGUCCCAACGGGAUCGUUAAGAUUCGGAUUAACCGAGAAGGCUACCACAGGUCCAACCACUUCAUAGCCACCCAAGGGCCCAAGCAGGAGAUGGUGUACGAUUUCUGGCGCAUGGUGUGGCAGGAGCACUGUUCCAGCAUCGUGAUGAUCACCAAGCUGGUGGAGGUGGGCCGGGUGAAGUGCUCCAAAUACUGGCCAGAUGACUCGGAGAUGUACGGGGACAUCAAGAUCACCCUGGUGGAGUCAGAGACUUUGGCUGAGUACGCUGUGCGCACCUUCGCCCUCGAGAGGAGGGGUUACUCAGCCCGGCACGAGGUGAAGCAGUUCCACUUCAUGUCGUGGCCUGAGCACGGUGUCCCCUACCACGCCACGGGGCUGCUGGCCUUCAUCCGCAGGGUGAAGGCGUCCACCCCGCCCGAUGCCGGCCCCAUUGUCAUCCACUGCAGUGCUGGCACGGGGAGAACCGGCUGCUACAUCGUCCUGGACGUUAUGCUGGACAUGGCUGAGUGUGAGGGUGUGGUGGACAUCUACAACUGCGUGAAGACCCUCUGCUCACGGAGGAUCAACAUGAUCCAGACAGAGGAGCAGUACAUCUUCAUCCACGAUGCCAUCCUGGAGGCCUGUCUGUGUGGGGAGACCAGCAUCCCCGCCAGCGAGUUCAAGCCCACCUACAAGGAGAUGGUGAGGAUUGAGCCACAGAGCAACUCCUCGCAGCUGCGGGAGGAGUUCCAGACCCUGAACUCGGUGACCCCACACCUGGACGUGGAGGAGUGCAGCAUCGCACUCCUGCCCCGCAACCGGGAGCGCAACCGCAGCAUGGACGUGCUGCCGCCCGACCGAUGCCUUCCCUUCCUCAUCUCCGUGGAUGGAGACAGCAACAACUACAUCAACGCGGCCUUAACCGAUAGCUACACCAAGAGCGCUGCCUUCAUCGUCACCCUGCACCCCCUGCAGAACACCACCACUGACUUCUGGCGGCUGGUGUAUGACUAUGGCUGCACCUCCAUCGUCAUGCUCAACCAGCUCAACCAGUCCAACUCUGCCUGGCCCUGCCUGCAGUACUGGCCCGAGCCAGGGCUCCAGCAGUACGGCCCCAUGGAGGUGGAGUACGUGUCCGGAGCGGCGGAUGAGGACAUCGUGUCCCGGCUCUUCCGAGUCCAGAACAUCACACGGUUGCAGGAGGGGCACCUGAUGGUCCGGCACUUCCAGUACCUGCGGUGGUCGGCGUAUCGAGACACUCCCGACUCCAAGAAGUCCUUCCUGCACCUCCUGGCCCAAGUGGAGAGGUGGCAGAAGGAAAGUGGGGAUGGCAGGACCGUGGUGCACUGCCUGUGAGUGUCCCCUGGGGAGGAGCAGGUUCUG
This is a messenger RNA of Neopelma chrysocephalum (saffron-crested tyrant-manakin), 1446 nucleotides long. RefSeq names its product receptor-type tyrosine-protein phosphatase U-like. NCBI's taxonomy places the organism in Eukaryota, Metazoa, Chordata, Aves, Passeriformes, Pipridae. Gene Ontology annotation, molecular function: protein tyrosine phosphatase activity. Gene Ontology annotation, biological process: protein dephosphorylation. The annotation marks the transcript as partial. The transcript has 11 exons. The record is from RefSeq and is a predicted model, not a curated record.